UUUGAAGGGAGCCGAGAGGGGGAGUGGCUAAGAGGAAAAGAGGAGAGAGUGGGCGGGAUCUAGACACAGGCUCGCUGGAGUAGAGUAACCUUGGCACAGGUUCGGCUAACGGCUACGGAAAAACGGCCCCAGACCGAUGCUGAGUCAGGUAGCGGUGGGGUCACAUCCUGUACGGCUUGGACCCUCCAGAAAUUAUGGAGGAACUAGAACAUACCUGUCCACUGCCACAAACGACUCUAACAGAACCAGCAAUAUUUACGACAUACACGAGUUGUGAGUGCCGGGCACCACAUGAGAAGCUAACCUGUGUGCAAGCUCGACUUGGAACACCUGUUGACAGGCCGGUGCGAAUCUAUGCAGAUGGCAUCUUCGAUCUUUUCCAUUCUGGUCACGCUCGUGCCCUGAUGCAGGCUAAGAAUCUGUUCCCUAAUGCCUACCUUAUAGUUGGAGUAUGUAGUGAUGACCUCACUCAUAAAUACAAGGGCUUCACAGUAAUGACAGAAGACGAGCGGUACGAAGCUUUGAGGCACUGUCGCUACGUUGAUGAAGUUUUGCGUGAUGCACCGUGGACUCUGACUCAAGAAUUUUUAGAAAAACACAAGAUUGACUUUGUGGCACAUGACGAUAUCCCAUACUCCUCUGCUGGAUCUGAGGAUGUAUACAAGCAUAUCAAGAAGGCAGGUAUGUUUGUGCCCACUAAAAGGACAGAAGGGAUCUCAACGUCUGACCUGAUCACCAGGAUAGUGAGAGAUUAUGACGUAUAUGCCAGACGCAACUUGCAGAGGGGCUACACCGCUAAAGAACUGAAUGUCAGUUAUAUCAAUGAAAAGAAGUACCGUCUGCAGAAUCAGGUGGACAGGAUGAAAGAGAAAGUGCGGACGGUAGAAGAAAAGUCCAAGCACUUUGUGUAUAGAGUGGAGGAGAAGAGCCACGAUCUUAUCCAGAAGUGGGAGGAGAAAUCAAGAGAGUUCAUUGGGAACUUCCUAGAGCUCUUUGGCCCAGAUGGGACAUGGAAGCAGAUGUUUCAGGAACGGAGUAGCCGAAUGAUCCAGGCUUUUUCACCGCGCUGCUCACCCAGCAGUAGCCCUCCAAGGGACUUUUCUCCAUCCCGUUCCCCAUCGCCCUCCUCUUGCUGGGCCAUGCCCAGGACCUCUCCACCCUCUUCCCCAAAGAGAGCGUCCGCCUCUAUCAGCAGCAUGAGUGAAGGUGACGAAGAUGAAAAGUGAGGAAAUGGACCAUCAAAUUCUCACAUAAAAGACUGCACUUUACCCUCACACAUAUACACACUAAAACACACUGGCAGUGUUGAUUGGUCCAAAAAACUACCCUCAUGGGAAAAUGUAAUAUACUGUACACAGCACAGGGUUCUUGAAGUCCUGUUUAGUAAUGCUGGUAUUGCAGCAAAUAUUUGAAAGCCACUGCAGACCCUUUCUAUGAUGAGAACAGAUUUAACAGACAGAGGUUUAAUGAAGCUGCUCAGUUAUGUCAUCAGUGUGUGGGCCAACCUGGAAGGUUAAUUCGCCAUAGGUUCUCUCUAUACUUUCAAAUGGGUUUUUAGAGUAACAGAUUUCCAAUUUUACAAUAGUGAAUUAGUGUGGUUAACAAAACUUAGAAACUUAGAGGUCAAGAGGUCAGCGGUAUGACUUUGAGGUAUGACUGGAAUUUAUUUUGUUGAACAAAACGGGAAAGUCUCUAUAAGUAAAGUUAACAAACAGAUCUUAUUUUACUUCUUAAUUGAAAACCACAAUUCUAAAAGUCUAGAGGGAAACCCAUGGCUUGGAAAUGCUAAUUCUCUUGUGGGUUUAGGACUACAAACUGAACAGCUCUAUAGAGGACAUCGACUGUUUGAAUCAUUCUGUCCUUUAUUGCUCAGGUCUGACUGGAACAUAGGCACUGCCCUACUGUAACAUACACCCCUGUUCAUUGUUUUCACAUUGUAAUGUCUGAUCCACCCCAUGAAUACGUUUUCAUGCAAAUAGUGCACAUGAGGGGAGUGCUAGCAUUUGUUGAGCUGUUUGUGCAUGAAUUUGUAAUAAUCAUUAACCUGUUUCUGUUUCUUGUAUGUUACUGCUGCCUUAAAGGAACAGUUUGCCCCAAAACUUAAUAUGUUUGUGAUUAUUUACUCACCCUCAGAUUUCCGAAACCUGUAUGACUUUAUUUCUUGCAUGGAACACAAAAUGGUUUGUUUAUAGCAUAAUAUAUAGCUGCUCUUUUCCAUACAAUAAAAGUGAUGGUGACCACGGCUCGAUAAGAAAAAAGAAAUCAAGAUUUUCAGUGAAUUACAACUUAAAUUUCAGUCUGUUUUUCACACAAAACUAUCGUAUGGCUUCAGAAGACUUGGAAAGCAGUACAAAAGUCAUAAGGACUACUUUUAUGAUGUUUUAAGGUGUUUUUGUACUUUUUGGAGCUUGACAGUCCCUGGCCCCCAUCAACUUUCUGCUUAAUUUCUCCUACGGUGUUCCAUGUGUAAUGAGAGCCAGCUGGUACGUGAUAGCUGUGCGAUAGGUGUAAACCUCACUCCCCUGGCCUCAAGAGGCACACUAGCGACUGACGCUAGAGGCUUUAGCCUUAAGACUCCUCGUUAAUGCGCCCGCCUCCCAUGCCGGCUGACGCCAGUUCGAUUCCCGCUCAGAAUGGGUCGAGCAGGACCAGUUGCAGUGGUGCCGUGACCCGGAUGAGAGUGAGUGUAACGGGAGCCAGCUGGUACGUGAUAGCUGUGCGGUAUGUGUAAAUCUCAGUCCUCUGGCCUCAAGAGGCACAUUAGUGACUGACGCUAGGGGCUGUAGCCUUUAACCUCCUCAUUAGCCGCUCGGAAUGGGUCGAGCAGGACCAGUUACACAUGGAAGAAACCACUGAUGGUGGUUGAGGAGAGUCCCCUAUUCACUGUGUAAAGCUCUUUGAGUGUAGUGUCAGAAAAGCGCUAUAUAAAUGUAAAAUUCAUUCAUUUAAGUCAUACAGAUUUGGAAAUAUGAGUGAGUAAAUUAUGAAAAAAUUUUAAUAUUUGGGUGAACUAUUCAUUUAACCUCAGAAUAAAGCUGUGGCCCAAAAAAAAAAUCCCAUCAAAGAUACUUAGGUCUAGCUGCUCUCAGAUCAAAUGGACUCAAACUGAGAGACUAAACGUAGAGGGAAUAGAACACUAGAUCUAAGCUGCUCACUCUACCACUAGUCCUUCAUUAUGUAAUCCCACCUGUCUUGUCUACUUACAGUAUGUCAUUAUAUGUAUGCACAUGACGGUCACAAAAGUCAGUAUAUGUAAUCAGCAUGAUGUUCCAAACCCGUAUUACUUUUUUUAAUCCGUGGAACACAAAAGGAGAUGUUUGGCAGAAUGUUAGCCUCUAGGCCCAGGUAUACUUUGUUUUUGUGCGUUCCGAAUCGGAUUGCGCCCAGUGGAAUGCUUUGCCUUUCAAAGUACACUCUUAUGACCGAGAACAAAUUUGAACGCGUUCGACUCAUGCGCACUAUGACUGCUUGCUUUACGAUACUCUUUUAAUGUAGUCAGCGGCAGGUGUAUGCAGUGACGAUGUGCAUAGCAAGGACUGGCCGUGUGUCGAGAAAAUCUGGGCCGCAUGCGGACUGCGCUACUGAUGAUGAAAUUUGCGUCAAGCAUACUGUGCGUAGAGCAAUGACCAACACGGACAACCAAAGUAUACUUUGUCCUUCAGUCACCUUUCACAUUCAUUGUAUGGAAAAAGAUGUAAAGAAAAUUAAU
Myxocyprinus asiaticus (Chinese sucker) is the source of this 3709-nucleotide messenger RNA. Its product is annotated as choline-phosphate cytidylyltransferase B-like. Gene Ontology annotation, molecular function: choline-phosphate cytidylyltransferase activity; phosphatidylcholine binding. The coding region runs from base 195 to 1226 and encodes 343 amino acids. NCBI's taxonomy places the organism in Eukaryota, Metazoa, Chordata, Actinopteri, Cypriniformes, Catostomidae. The record is from RefSeq and is a predicted model, not a curated record. The transcript has 8 exons. Gene Ontology annotation, biological process: CDP-choline pathway.